This is a messenger RNA of Acanthamoeba castellanii str. Neff, 2661 nucleotides long. RefSeq names its product protein kinase. Gene Ontology annotation, biological process: protein phosphorylation; intracellular signal transduction. Gene Ontology annotation, molecular function: ATP binding; protein serine/threonine kinase activity. The transcript is spliced from 10 exons. Gene Ontology annotation, cellular component: cytoplasm. The record is from RefSeq and is a predicted model, not a curated record. Bases 1 to 2661 code for a protein of 886 amino acids. Lineage: Eukaryota; Discosea; Longamoebia; Acanthamoebidae.
AUGUCAUUCCUCAAGCGGAUGGUGGGGGAGAGGAAAGAGAAAGCACCAGAACCGUUGAAGAGGAGGGAGAAGACGAUUGGCAACUAUGCCAUCAUAAAGACCAUAGGCGAGGGGCGAUACGGCAAGGUGAAGCUCGCGGAGCACAUCGUGACGAGAAAGAAGGUGGCGGUGAAGAUCAUGAAGAAAGCACAGAUGGAGGCGGCCGACUUGGCGCGCAUCAAGCGAGAGCUACGUGUGAUGACCGUGCUCGACCACCCCAACAUCGUCAAGCUGUAUCAGGUCAUCGACACCCCCGAGACCACCUGUAUUGUAAUGGAGUUCUGUUCGGGCGGCGACCUCUACGACUACAUCUCCACCUACCGACGCCUCUCCGUUCCCAACGCCCUCAAACUCUUUCGCCAGAUCGUCGCCGGUCUCCUCUACUGCCACCAGCACCUGGUCAUCCAUCGAGAUAUCAAGCCAGAGAACAUUCUCCUCACCGAAGACCUGCAGGUGAAAAUCGGCGACUUUGGCUUCAGCCGCAGCUUCAACCCGCACGCCGCCAUGGAGACGGCCUGCGGGUCACUCACCUACGCUGCGCCCGAGGUCAUUGCCGGCAAGGGCUACCUCGGUCCCAAGGCCGACGUGUGGUCGCUUGGGUGUGUACUGUACGUUCUGCUCACAGGCGCGCUGCCCUUCGACGGCGCCAACGAUUUUGAAGUGAUCCCCAAGAUACGCAAGGGCAAGUUCCAGGACUCGACCUUCUUGAACGAAGACAACAUGCGAGAGUUGAUCACGUGCAUGUUGAACCCGGAUCCAAACAAGCGGGCCAAUCUGGAGGAUAUCCAGAAGCACCCGUGGACGUGGUCAGACAAAUCGAUGCUGGCCAUGCUCGUCAGGCCAUUUUCCAACGCCCUAACGAGUCGCCGCAAGAUGGGGGUUCGAUUGGGCCGAGUCUAUGGCGAUGCCCAGUCCGCGCAGGGACAGAGGGUCGAAGAGGCCGGCGUUGAGUCGGGAGACAGCGAGCUCAACGACCCCACGUUGCCCAAGGAGGUUCGGGGGUCCACCAGGAACAGGGGCAAGUCUAUGUCGGACCGGAACGAAAACAAUCUGAUCGAACCGAUGAGGAGGAAGCGAAAGUCGGGCGAGAUGAAGCCACAGAACGGCGCAGCCAAUGCGCACCAGGGAGGUGGAGGUGCCCGGACCAGGGCGGCUGCGGGGCGAAGGGAGGGCGAGCCGCUGUACGGCACCGUCUACGACUCGCGGUCAAUUCUGGGCGAGUACGAUGAGAUGGAUCUGGUGGCAAUGAUGGCCGAGCGGAUGGACGAGCGGGAGAUGGCCGAGCUGGAGCUCGAGCUGCAGAUGGAGAUCGAAGCGGAGCGGAGCAGGCGAAAGAGCUCCAGUCUGGCGAGCGACGAGCCGGACGACGACGGGGACAGCCGGCCCGGCUUUGAGUCCAAGGAGCAGUCGACGGUGAGCGACAGUGGGGAGAGCUCAGCAACUGGCGAGAGACGGAACCGCAGUCGGAGCGUGGGCUCGCGCAAGGCCAGCAACAGCUUGGGCAGCUCGAGCAGCAGCAGCAGUUCGUCGUCGAGCGGCGGCGGAGGCAGCGGCAGCGGCGGCGGCAGCGGCUUGGUGCGAGGCCGGAGUCGGAAGGGCAGCAUGGGCGCCCACCGAAGCAGCAACGAGAGCGGCGACAGGGAGUCGAGCGGCAGCACGAACCUGUCCAGGCCCAGCCAUGGCAGCCCGAGCCCCAGCAGCUCCAGGGAGUCGUCGGGGGCACACAGCACGCGGAGGGAGGAGGCGGGCGCCGAGCCGGACAGGCGAAACAGCCGAGGGAAGCGGGUGCCGGACAGGUUGAUGAAGCGGGACUCGAAGGAAGACAGCAAAUCGGGGCCGCCGUCGCCCUCGUCAUCGUCGUCGACCACCUCGCCCCUGGUGUCGCCAUCAAGCUCGCAGUCGCACAUGGCCACCGUCGUUGGCCGCGACCGGUCGCAGUCGACAGCCGGCGCCACGCGAGACAACAUCAUGUCCAUGCUCGGCUUCCGGCCUCGGACCAGGGAUCAGCGAUCGCAGUCAGUCUUCGAGCCCCCAACAGUUGAUGCCUCCAUCAUUGAGGAGCCGGUGUCGGGGAGGGGACGAAGCCGAUCGCGAAGCCACUCGAUGUCGGCAGCUGAGGAACCGCCGCUCGAUCCCGCCAACAAGAAGACCACCAAGUGGAAGAAGGGCUCCUCCCGCGGAUCCCCACUCACCAACAGCCAACCGGCAUCGCCCAGCGGCGACGAGGAAGAAGAACCGGGCACCCAGUCCCCGAAGAGGGGUGGACCGUCGCCGGCGUCGUCGAUCAUCGAGCGCUACGCACGUAAGAAGCGAGCAUCGGGCAGUCCGCAGGGAAUGAGCAACAGCGCCGGCGUUCCAGCGACCAGCUCGAGCGGCGUCAGUGCUGUCAUGACCAACAGCGGCGAGCUGGAGAGGAGGCCCACGAUGCUGUCGCGACUGAAGAACAUCACCAAGAAGACCCCGAAGAACCAACAGCACCUGGUCAUGACGAGGAAGCGAUCGUUCUCCACCGAAGACGCCAUCAACCUGGCCAAGGAGAGGGUCUUGGCCUCGCGUGAAGACAUCGACAACGGAACGCAGGAAGAGGACCAAGAAGCGGCCCUCCGCCACAGCACGGCUUGA